CACCACCAGGGAUCCAGCUGAUCGCAAACAGCAUGUGCUUGUUUGUAUUUACCAACACUGCAAUCAACAACGUGAAAGAACAACAGCAGUGUAAAAAUGACAAAUCUACGCAAGGAGCUGGAGAAAUGCAAGCACCCCAACAGCCGGAAAACCAAGGCGCUGGGCAAAAAAGCACGCCGCCAGAACAACAAGCACAAAGUUCGUUUGGGUCAUGCUAUCAAAAGUAACAUUACGGGGGAGAAGUUAAGUUGGUUUCUGGGACAAAUCGAUGAGGAACGCACCGAACCGCUGAGUCCACAGGAGCUGGAGGAUCUGAUUGAGCUCUAUUUCACCCGAUUCGACGAGGAACUGGAACAGAUCAACCUAAAGCAAUCGAUUGGAAAACAUAGAGCUAAUCAGCAUGCCGCCCGCAAGGAUGUGAUCACCAUGACCCUAGAAAAGGAGCGCAACGAGUUCCGAAGUGGCGGCCUGGAGCUGAUGAACCUCUGCGAUCCGCUGAAGCUAAAAAUGCUUCGCGAUUGGGACGGCAGUGCGUUAAGUGUCCAGCACCUGAAACUCGACUUGGUCUCCUACAACAUGCUGCAGCGUCUUAAGGAGCAGCCCCAGAAUAAGGAAACAACCAGCGAGAAAAUGGAGUCGUAAAAUAAAUAUAAAAUAUAAAUAUA
Molecule: messenger RNA, 665 nt
Organism: Drosophila eugracilis
Lineage: Eukaryota; Metazoa; Arthropoda; Insecta; Diptera; Drosophilidae
Product: translation machinery-associated protein 16 homolog
Exons: 2
Coding region: 97-642 (181 amino acids)
Cellular component (GO): nucleus
Source: RefSeq, a predicted model, not a curated record